CAUUUUAUCUCUCCAACUGCGACGUGGCAAUCUUCGGAACUCAGCAGCUCAAGCUCUCUCCCACUCCUAUACGGAUUCUUGGUGGAGAUUUAACUUCACUUUCGCAGCUUCUUCCCGGUCCCACCGCCGCCGGCCGGCCGGCGAGAAUUAUGGUUUGCAGUAGGGCAGAAAUGAAGUUAUAGGAAGGAAAAGGGAACGAGAAAUGCAGGGAUUGGUGGUUCAGUCGCCGUUCGUUUCAAGAGGGAAGAAGCUUCCCUUCUCGCCUUUGCUCGAUUCUUUGCCAAGUUGUUCUGCUUCUGGCAGUGUACCUGGAAAGACUGUAUCAACAUCGCAGAGAUGCAGAAGAGUAACGAGAUUGAGCGGGACGUUUGGUGAACUCCGGGCACAUUCUUCGAAUGUAAGCAUCGGAUCCGAUGGAUACAAGCACGAGGAGGAAAAGGAGGACCAGCAUGUAAUUUCCAGUAGUGCGCCUGCAGAUAGUAGUUCCUCUAAAACUGAGAAGUCUCCAAAUGGAUUGCCUUAUCCACUUUCUAUUGCGCUAGUACUAUUUGGAUGCAGUUUAGUCUUCUCGCUGAUUGCCUUUGUGAAAGGAGGGCCUUCAUCAAUCUUAGCAGCAGUUGCGAAGUCAGGAUUCACUGCUGCAUUCUCAUUAAUAUUUGUCUCUGAAAUUGGUGACAAGACAUUUUUCAUUGCUGCACUCUUGGCCAUGCAAUAUAAGAAAGGACUGGUUCUGUUAGGAUCUAUGGGAGCACUUUCACUUAUGACAGUCCUCUCAGUUAUAAUUGGACGAAUAUUUCACUCAGUACCUGCUCAGUUCCAGACAACCUUACCAAUUGGGGAAUAUGCAGCAGUAACUCUUCUAUUUUUCUUUGGUAUCAAAUCCAUUAAAGAUGCAUGGGAUCUUCCCGCUAGUGUUCCUAAACAUGGUAAUGAGAGUGGCCCAGAACUCGAUGAAUAUGCCGAGGCAGAGGAGCUUGUUAAAGAAAAGGUUUCAAAACAGCUCUCGAAUCCCCUUGAAAUCAUCUGGAAGUCGUUCAGCCUUAUAUUUUUUGCCGAAUGGGGUGAUCGCUCAAUGCUCGCAACCAUUGCACUUGGAGCUGCACAGUCUCCAUGGGGUGUGGCCACGGGAGCUAUUACUGGGCACCUAAUUGCAACUACCAUUGCCAUUCUGGGAGGAGCAUUUCUUGCCAACUACAUUUCUGAAAAACUGGUCGGCUACUUGGGUGGUGCACUCUUCUUAAUUUUUGCAGUAGCAACAUUCUUUGGAGUUUUCUGACACUGUUCUUCCGAUCGCACGACAUCGACUUCUUCUAUGCCCCAUUGCCAAGCAAGCCGAUGCCAUUCGGAAACCUGACGCUAGUAGCCACAGAGAGUAAAGGAAGAAAGUGGCUUAACUUUCCCUCGGAAACGUAUCAUAUCUUAUUAUUAUUCACAGGCUUCAGAAUUCAGAUUUUGUGUGCUUGUCAUGAACAAUUUUUCCCAAACGGUACGUAGUGAAAUUUAGAUUUUUGCCAAUAAAAUACAUUCACUGUUGUAUUUCAAAUGGGAAAUGUGCCCUGUCCUUCUCUAGUUGUUAUCUGUUUGCUUUUUCUCUGCUCUCUCUUAAUCGUGUUUUCCACUCAAAAAAGAUUGAGUGAUGCCCUAGUGGUAAACCUAUGACUUGCCAA
Molecule: messenger RNA, 1667 nt
Organism: Momordica charantia (bitter melon)
Lineage: Eukaryota; Viridiplantae; Streptophyta; Magnoliopsida; Cucurbitales; Cucurbitaceae
Product: protein PAM71-homolog, chloroplastic
Biological process (GO): Golgi calcium ion transport; manganese ion transmembrane transport; Golgi calcium ion homeostasis
Cellular component (GO): Golgi apparatus; chloroplast
Molecular function (GO): manganese ion transmembrane transporter activity; calcium ion transmembrane transporter activity
Source: RefSeq, a predicted model, not a curated record